AUGUGUUGCAACUACUAUGGAAACUCUUGUGGAGGCUGUGGCUACGGCUAUGGCUGUGGAUAUGGCUCUGGCUAUGGUUAUGGCUGUGGAUACGGCUCUGGUUGUGGCUCUAAGUAUGGUUCUGGAUCUGGCUGCAGAUACGGCUCUGGCUGUGGCUAUGGAUGUGGAUAUGGCUCUGGCUAUGGGUAUGGCUGUGGAUACGGCUCUGGUUGUGGCUCUAAGUAUGGUUCUGGCUCUGGCUGCAGAUACGGCUCUGGCUGUGGCUAUGGAUGUGGAUAUGGCUCUGGAUAUGGGUAUGGCUGUGGAUAUGGCUCCCACUAUGGCAGUGGAUAUGGCUAUGGCUGCUACGGAUACAGACCAAUUUGCUACAGAAGAUGUUACUCCUCUUGCUGCUAA
Messenger RNA from Lepus europaeus (European hare), 396 nucleotides. Its product is annotated as keratin-associated protein 21-1-like. NCBI's taxonomy places the organism in Eukaryota, Metazoa, Chordata, Mammalia, Lagomorpha, Leporidae. The record is from RefSeq and is a predicted model, not a curated record. The transcript has a single exon. The coding region runs from base 1 to 396 and encodes 131 amino acids.